This is a messenger RNA of Cucurbita maxima (winter squash), 2018 nucleotides long. Its product is annotated as O-fucosyltransferase 39-like. The record is from RefSeq and is a predicted model, not a curated record. NCBI's taxonomy places the organism in Eukaryota, Viridiplantae, Streptophyta, Magnoliopsida, Cucurbitales, Cucurbitaceae. The coding region runs from base 170 to 1705 and encodes 511 amino acids. The transcript is spliced from 10 exons.
CAUGUGUGUGAAUCAGAUGCCUUUUACUCUCUUAUAACUCACACCCUCUGCAAUAAACCUCUCAUCUCCUUCAUUACAAUCCAUUUCUGCUUCUGGGUUUUGGGGUUUCGCAUUCUAUAGGCAUAACCCAUCUCCGAGAUCCUUGCGUUUUCGAGGUUUGUUCUUUGUUAUGGGACUCAGUUAUCAGUCGAGCAGAGCUGGAGCUCUGGUUGGUGGUUUCAUGCUGCUUUUCUCCGUGUUUCUACCGGGUUUGUUUAGCCAUUUGGGUCAUGCUUCGCCUUCCACGUUCUCGGAAUGGAACACUCCAAAGCCCAGGCAUUCGCGUCUGCUGAAGAGUGCUUUACAACGCCAAAGUCCAAUACCAGAUCAGUCUGAUUUAUGGGCUCCUUUAACUGAUGAAGGGUGGAGGCCUUGUGUUGAUUCUUCAAAAGAUUCCUCACUACCAGGGGAGUCUGAAGGAUAUAUUCAAGUGUUUCUUGAUGGAGGCCUGAACCAGCAAAGAAUGGGAAUAUGUGAUGCAGUUGCUGUAGCAAAAUUUCUAAAUGCAACCCUUGUGAUUCCCCACCUUGAAAUUAAUCCGGUCUGGAAAGACUCAAGUUCUUUCGUCGAUAUAUUUGAUGUGGAUCACUUUAUUAAUGUGUUGAAAGAUGACAUUUCUAUAGUUAAAGAGCUGCCAGCUGAAUUUUCUUGGAGUACUAGGGAAUAUUAUGCUACAGCCAUUCGGGCUACGAGAGUCAAAACAGCGCCUGUUCAUGCCUCGGCCAAAUGGUAUCUGGACAAUGUCUUGCCUGUAUUGCAGAGCUACGGUAUCGCUGCCAUUGCACCCUUCUCACACCGUCUCGCUUUUGAGAACUUGCCUGAUGAGAUACAAAGGUUGCGUUGUAAGGUCAACUUUCAAGCAUUAACUUUUGUUCCUCAUAUCCGAGCACUAGGAGAUGCUCUCAUCAGCCGGCUGCGGUAUCCUUCGAAUAGGAAGGAUUCAAAGGAGGCCAACUACCUAAGUUUGACCACUGAUGCAAAUGUACAAGGUCCAAUGAAGUUUGUUGUCCUACACCUUCGAUUCGACAAGGACAUGGCAGCUCAUUCAGCCUGCGAUUUUGGUGGGGGAAAAGCUGAAAAACUUGCUUUGGCCAAAUAUCGUCAAGUGCUCUGGCAGGGAAGGGUCCUUAACUCUCAGUUCACAGAUGAAGAGCUGCGGAGUCAGGGGCGUUGCCCUUUGACACCUGAAGAGAUCGGUUUGCUGCUAGCUGCUUUGGGUUUUGACAACAAUACCCGUCUUUAUUUGGCCUCCCACAAGGUAUAUGGUGGGGUGGCUAGGAUUUCAACUUUGCGGAGUCUUUUCCCAUUAAUGGAAGACAAGAAGAGUCUCACUUCUGGAAAUGAACUUGCCCAAAUCAAAGGAAAGGCUUCUUUGCUAGCUGCGGUUGAUUACUACGUAAGCAUGCACAGUGACAUUUUUAUCUCGGCUUCUCCUGGAAAUAUGCAUAAUGCAAUAGUGGGACAUCGCACUUACGAGAACUUGAAGACCAUAAGACCAAACAUGGCAUUGUUGGGACAGCUUUUCAUGAAUAAAAGCAUCAUUUGGUCAGAUUUUCAGCAGGCCACUGUAGAAGGCCACUUAAACAGACAAGGACAAAUAAGGUUGAGAAAGCCAAAGCAGUCAAUAUACACAUAUCCUGCUCCUGAUUGUGUUUGCCACGCUUGAAAUGGUGUUCUUAUUGGGUACCACUUUCUGUCACUAAAACAGACCACUCUUAAUGAUUCUGCAACUAUUGUUCGUCGGUAGUAAUCUGUUGAAUAAAGAAAAAUUAGAUUUUCCGAUCAGUCGGCCUGCAUCAUUUGAUGUUCCGAAAAUCCAGUGCGAGGAAGAAUUUUCAUAGUUUGUAAAGAUAUGGAGGUCUACUGGGAAGGCUUAUGUCUUCUGGGGCAGAUUCAGAUUAAUGCAGUAUGUAGUGUGCUAAUGUCUUCGGAUUAUUGACAGAUCAUCUUAUUAAUGUAAAGAAUUGUUUGUAAAAAUA